UGCUGCGGGUCCGGGAUUCACACAUUUCGGCUCCGUGCCUGGAGAGAGCACAGACGGCUAUAGGGAAGUAAUGGAGGCGGCGGAGUGGGUGGGGAGGUUUUACGAACGCGCAGUGGAGGCCUCAAACACAGAAUAAGCCGCUUCCGGUCCCGUUCUAGCGGCAGAGCGAGCAGCAGCCGCGUGUCCCGCUGCAGCGCCCCCCCACCUCCCCCCGUCCCCCUCGUGGGAGCGAGGCUCCGUGGUCGCCAUCUUUGUAGGGGGCAAUGGGUGGCAGGGCGCAUGCCUGGUUCCACCUGGGCUCCUGGACUGAGAAACGUUGGUUGAAUUGGAAAGUUGGAAAAUCCCCUCUCCCACCUUUCUCUCUGCUGCUCACCCAGGAUGCCCAAUUGGACCCAGAACUGGGUCCCUGAAAGGGAAUUAGUGAAGCUGUUGGGAUUUUUUUCACGAAAAAGAUAAAAGAACUGCAGAUGCUGUAAAUCUGAAACAGAAAUUGCUGGAUAAGGUCUGCAGAUCUAACAGCGCCCGUGAAGAGAAGGCAGGGUUAAUGUUUCGGGUCCAGAAACGUUUUUAUGACACUCUGGCAGCUUUCACGUGAACCUUUUUCCUUUGCUGGUUUCGGCAAAUUGGGCUUGGAAAGAGUGGGGAUCUCAAACUGUCACUUUAAGAUCUGACUGGGUCGCUGAAUUUUAUCACGACCUGCACAUCUUGGGACUUUGAACAUGGAAGGGAGAAGUGCCAGCCAUGGCGGAGGGAAACCACACGCGUGUCCUGUGUGCGGCCGAGCCUUCAGGUGGUUGUCCAGCCUCUUGAAACACAAGCACAGCCACGCAGGGGAGAAACUGUGGAAGUGUGGGGACGGCCAGGAGGUAUUUAGCUACCUGUCCGAGCUGGAAAAACACCAACGAGGUCACAGCAAGGAAAGGCCUUUUGUCUGCUCCACGUGUGGGAAGGGAUUCUCUCAGUCGUCCACGCUGCUGACGCACCAGAGGGUACACACCGACGAGAGACCUUUUAAGUGCCCGGACUGUGGGAUGUGCUUCAAAAUUUCUUGGGAACUGAUGCGCCAUCAAGGGGUUCACACCAACCAGAAGCCAUUCAAGUGCUCUCACUGCGGGGCUGGUUUCAGGCGAUCGUCUGACCUCAGGAUCCACCAGCGGGUUCACACUGGGGAGAGGCCGUUCCCCUGCUCGGUGUGCGGGAAGGGAUUCACUCGCUCGUCCACCCUGCUGACCCACCAGCGGGUCCACACCAAGGAGAGACCUUUCAAAUGCCCGGACUGCGGGAAGGGCCACAUAACGUCCACCGAGCUGAUGUCUCACCAGCGGGUUCACUCCGAGGAGAGGCCGUUCCGGUGCUCUCACUGCGGGAAGGGAUUCAGGUGGUCGUCUGAGCUCACUGUCCACCUCCGGGUUCACACCGGGGAGAGGCCGUUCACCUGCUCCGUGUGCGGGAAGAGAUUCACUCAGUCGUGCCACCUCGUGACGCACCAGCGGGUCCACACCAACCGGAGACCUUUCGAGUGCCCGCAAUGUGGGCAGCGCUUCAAAAGUUCUGGGGAUCUGAUGUCCCAUCGGCACGUCCACACCGACGCGAGGCCUUUCGAGUGCCCAGCCUGCGGGAAGCGCUUCAAAAGUUCCCGGGAUCUGAUGCGCCACCAGCGCAUUCACACCGAGGAGAGACCUUUCAAGUGCUCUCUCUGUGGGCUCGGCUUCAAGUGGUCGUCCGAUCUCACGGUCCACCGGCGGGUCCACACCGGGGAGAGGCCGUUCCCCUGCUCCCAGUGCGGGAAGGGGUUCGCCACCAACUCCAACCUGCUGAAACACCGACGGGUCCACACCGGGGAGAGGCCGUUCCUUUGCUCCGUGUGCGGGAAAAGGUUCGCCACCAAAUCCAACCUGCUGGCCCACCGGCGGGUCCACACCGGGGAGAGGCUGUUCGCCUGCUCCGAGUGCGGGAAGGAAUUCACGACCUUAUCCACCCUGCUGACCCACCGGCGGGUUCACACCGGGGAGAGGCCGUUUAGCUGCUCCGUGUGCGGGAGGAGAUUCACACAGUCAGGUCAUCUGUUCCGACACCAGCAGGUUCACAAGUGACUGCAUUGGGGGCUGAAUUGUGGCCGUUAAUGCCACCGGAAUGCAAAGGUCUUCAUCGGAGUCUAUUUCUGCUAAUAACCCCCAGCCCAGAUCGAGGCGUUAAUACUUGGGAUAAAAGUCAAAUUGAUCAGCCACGUGUUCAGUACACAGAUCUUUUUUACCAUUUCGUACGCUUGCCUUUAUUGGUCAGUGCAUCGAGUAGUUGGGAGGGUCAUGUUGCGGCUGUAGGUUAGGCCACUAUUGGAAUACUGUGUUCCCUUCUGGUCUCCCUGCUAUAGGAAAGAUGUUGUUAAACUUGAAGGGAUGCAGAAAAGAUGUUGUCGGAGUUGUAGGGUUUGAGCUGUACUGCACGGAAACAGACCCUUCGGUCCAACUUGUCCGUGCCGACCACAUAUCCUGAAUUAAUCUAGCCCCGUUUGCCUGCAUUUGGCCCAUAUCGCUCUAAACCCUUCCUAUUCAUGUACGCGUCCAGGGGAGAGGCUGGAGCUACUUUCUCUGGAGCAUUGGAGGCUGAGGGGUGAUCUUGUAGAGGUUUAUAAAAUCAUGAGGGGCAUGGGUAGGUGAACUCCUGUACUCAAUGCUCUGACCAAUGCUGUCUCCAACCAAAGUUGUUACCAUUUGCCAUGCGGCUCACUGUCAAAGGAUUUGCCAAUUGAAACUCCCCUUGGGGUAUUUUUACGACUCUACCACGUAAACAACUUGUAUUUCAACAAUGGGUUGACUGUUUCACAGCAGCCAGUUUGAGUCUGAUUCCACAAAUAGCAAUGAGAUGGGUGGCUGAUAAAUCCAGCUUUUGUUUUGUUGUUAUUGUUGGUCUUAGUUGAAAUACCAUUGCUGGUUCCAAUGUACCAGAGGACAGUGUGAGGUCUCGAGAUGGGAGUGGAGCUGAUUUAGAUGGUGGCUUUGAGGGGAAAAUUCAAUCACUCUCGGAAUAAAACUUCCUGAGUGAGCGAAAAGGACCACAGGAAGCCACCUUAGAAGUAGCUAUUUCUUGAGAGUAACCACUUAAUUAAUAUUGUUGCAGUGACAGUAAACUAGCAACAGAGGAUUUUUUAGUGGACAUCAUGUUGUGGCUGUACAGCACAUUGGUGAGGCCACUGUUGGAAUAUUGCAUUCAAUUCUGGUCUCCCUGGUAUAGGAAUGAUGUUGUGAAACUUGAAUGGGUGCAGAAAACAGGUUGCCGGGGUUGGAGUGUUUGAGCUAUAGAGUUGUCCUGCACAGAAACAGACCCUUCAGUCCGAUGCAUCCACGCCGACCAGAUAUCCUAAAUUAAUCUAGUCCCAUUUGCCAGCAUUUAGCCCACAUCCCUCUAAACCUUUCCUAUUCAUGUACCCAUCUAGAUGCCAUUUAAAUGUUGCAAUUGUACCAGCCUCCACCACUUCCUCUGGCAGCUUAAUCCACACACACACCUUCUGCGGGAAAAAGUUGCCCCUUAGGUACCUUUUACAAUUUCCCCUGUCACCUUAAACCUAUGCCCUCUAGUUUUGGUGGACUCUCCUACCCUGAGAAAAAGACCUCAGCUAUUAAUCUUAUCCAUACCUUUCAUAAUUGGUCCAAAGGGUCUGUUUCCAUACUGUACAACUCUAUGACUCUAUAACUGAAAUUUAUUGUAAUUGAAGUCAUUAGGUGAAUCAACGGUUAAUUAAAAAAAAAGCUUGGUUAAGCUUGUCUAAAAAAAGUCCUUUUAAAAAUGUCUGUGACACUACAACUUUGCAAAAUGAUAAAUGUCUGUUAAGUUCAUCAAUCUCUAACUCCAACAGAGUUGCAAUGUAUUUGGAAUAAAGAAUGUGUAGGUUAGUUUUGAUAAAAGGCAAGUGGUUUCUGUAUUGUGUUUGGAUUUCAGACUGGUUGUUCAUUGUUUUUGUGAGGGAUUUAGAGAAAAACGAGAUCAGGGAGAGUCCUUUCAGGGCAGUCACUUAAUUCAGAAAGUGGUCACAAAGCAAACCCCCUGGAGUGUUAAUGGAAAAUUGUUGAGACUGUAGGGUUUAAGACUGGGGGAGUUAAAAAUUGAAAGGCAUAGGUUUGCUUCAAACUUGAAAUAAAUCAGAUUUGAUUUUAAAUUUGGAAAUAUCCAGAGAAGGAAAAAGAAAAUUGGGUCAGUUUUGAAGGAGACCUGACAGGGGUCAGAAGCAAAUAUAAUUCCUUUCAAAUACAGAAGCACAGGACGGUUUGCAGACAGCACAGUUAAGCUGGUGUGAAGGUUUGCUUGUAAAACUUACUCCAGACCUGGAGUGUUUGAUGAGAAAUUGCCAUGUUAUUUAGAGUCUGACAAAAUCUAAGCUUUCAGUUUUGUGAAUAUUUGUGAUUCAGUGGACAGAAACAGAUAAGUUGAUCUUGAAGAUUUGAUACAGAACAGAUAUUUCUAUGAAUCUGAAGCACUGGGAGGUGGUGGUUUUGGGGAAUAGAUUAGACUUUGUUUCACUGUAUGUUUUUAAGAUUUUUUGAACUGUGAUCCAUAUUUAGAUAAUCUGAUUUGUUUCAUUGUAUUCCUUUUUAUACAAUAAACUUCUGUUUUAUUGUUUAAGAAAACCUACAGCCUUGUGCGGUUAUGUUUCAGUGAAUGACCACUGAGUUAAAU
Rhincodon typus (whale shark) is the source of this 4671-nucleotide messenger RNA. Its product is annotated as zinc finger protein 229-like. The transcript has 2 exons. Lineage: Eukaryota; Metazoa; Chordata; Chondrichthyes; Orectolobiformes; Rhincodontidae. The record is from RefSeq and is a predicted model, not a curated record. Bases 720 to 2093 code for a protein of 457 amino acids.